Molecule: messenger RNA, 2147 nt
Organism: Cuscuta campestris
Lineage: Eukaryota; Viridiplantae; Streptophyta; Magnoliopsida; Solanales; Convolvulaceae
Source: the annotation of a GenBank genome assembly
ACCAGCACUCCAGCAGCUUCGUCCUAAAAAGAGAGAGAGAGGAAGGAAUCCAAUUGUCCGAAACCCUACCCCUCUUACGCCGCUUCUUCCGACAGCGCCGGCCACUCCGCGCCGUCCUGUCGCCGCACCGCCACCCUGUCUGCACCAAAGAAGCUUCAUUCGAGCUGUUAAACAAGUUUCCCGGGGUAAAAGGGUGAAGUGUGAUAUCUUGGGGUCAGUCGGAAGUCGAGGUUGAGUUUCUUUUCAUUCUCGACAAAAUGGCAAAAGAAAUGAAGGAACUUCAAUUGCAUAACACCAAGACGAAGCAAAAGGAGGUGUUCAAGCCUCUAGUCGAGGGCAAGGUUGGAAUGUACAUCUGCGGUGUCACAGCCUAUGACCUCAGCCACAUUGGCCAUGCUCGUGCCUACACUGCUUUUGACGUACUCUACAGAUAUUUGAAGCAUAUUGGCUACGAAGUUACCUAUGUCCGCAAUUUCACUGAUGUCGAUGACAAGAUUAUUAGGCGAGCAAAUGAGCUUGGGGAGGAUCCUGUAGCGUUGAGUGCUCGGUUUUGUGAAGAGUUCCUAGCUGAUAUGGCUGAUCUACAGUGCCUUGUUCCCACCCAUCAGCCACGCGUGAGUGAACAUAUGGACCAGAUUAAGGACCAGAUAGCUCAGAUUAUAAGCAACGGAUGUGCAUAUGUUGUUGAGGGUGAUGUUUACUUCUCUGUUGAUAAUUUCCCAUUAUAUGGCUGUCUCUCUGGGCGUAAGCCAGAAGAUAAUUUAGCUGGCAAACGUGUUGCUGUUGAUGACAGAAAGCGAAAUCCUGCUGAUUUUGCACUGUGGAAGGCUGCAAAGCCCGGGGAACCAAAAUGGGACAGUCCUUGGGGCCCUGGAAGGCCAGGAUGGCACAUAGAGUGCAGUGCAAUGAGUGCACAUUAUUUGACGCACUCCUUUGAUAUUCAUGGUGGUGGGUCAGAUUUGCUAUUUCCCCAUCACGAAAACGAGGUUGCUCAGAGUUGUGCAGCUUGCCCUCAGAGCAAUGUCAAGUACUGGGUACAUAAUGGUUUUGUAACUGUAGCUGAUACAAAAAUGUCAAAGUCCCUUCGAAAUCACUUAACAAUUCGAGAGGUUACGGAGAAGUAUCAUCCACUCGCCUUAAGACAUUUUCUUAUGGGAACCCAUUAUAGAUCUCCUAUUAAUUUCACAUUCUCUGAGUCAGAUAUUUCAUCAGAAGCUGUGUUCUACAUAUAUCAGACCUUACAAGAUUGUGAAAAUGCACGAUCAGCAUUGGAAGAAGAGGCUGAAAAAGAUGGAAAAAUCAGCUCUGCUGCUCAAGAGAGCAUCACUAAACUACGCGAAGAAUUUGAGGCAAAAUUGUCUGAUGAUUUGCACACGCCAACAAUACUUAAUUCCUCUCUUCAGGAAGCCCUAAAAUUUAUGAAUAGUUAUAUAACCACGCUCAAGAAGAAACAGCCAAGAAAACAACAACUAUCCAUUGUGAGGUCUCUAUCUGAGUUGGAGAAACAAGUGAAGCAAGUUUUAGAUGUUCUAGGUUUGCUGUCAAAAUCAAGUUAUACUGAGGUCUUGCGGCAACUGAAAGAGAAGGCUUUACGACGUGCUAAGUUGUCUGAGGAUGAUAUUGUGCAUUUCAUUGAAGAAAGGAUGGUAGCAAGGAAUAACAAAGAGUUCUCUAAGAGUGAUCAGAUUAGAAGUGAUUUGGCUGCCAAAGGAAUUGCAUUAAUGGAUGUUGGAAAGGAAACCAUUUGGAGGCCUUGUGUGCCAGCCCAAAAAGAUAAGCCCGCUGAGAAGCCAGUCCAGCCCACCCCAGCUGCUGCGACCACGGAGAAGGAGCUGUAAGACAGCUCAGCCCUCAGAGUUACAAACUAAAUAGCUGUUAUGUUUGUGAUAUUAUUCGUCCGUCCAUCGUGCGCAAAUGUGUAUUUUGCAACAAGAAAAAAUUCUUUCAAGAGUUAGAAGAGCAUAUCUCUUGGAGUGUCCAUUGGACUAAAGAUUUUGGCCCAUGAACUCAAAAUUGCCGAGUCAAAUCAAAUAUAUAAUAUACACAAUAUAUACUCCGUAAUGUUUAUGCUAGACAUUCCAUUCAAUAUUUUUCCCUAUCCAUUUUUCCUCCCUUUGUAUUACAGCAAAUAAUUUGUUUGUCUCAAU